Hirundo rustica (Barn swallow) is the source of this 4574-nucleotide messenger RNA. RefSeq names its product ceramide synthase 3 (gene CERS3). The transcript is spliced from 11 exons. Gene Ontology annotation, molecular function: DNA binding; sphingosine N-acyltransferase activity. The record is from RefSeq and is a predicted model, not a curated record. Bases 139 to 1284 code for a protein of 381 amino acids. Gene Ontology annotation, cellular component: membrane. Gene Ontology annotation, biological process: ceramide biosynthetic process. NCBI's taxonomy places the organism in Eukaryota, Metazoa, Chordata, Aves, Passeriformes, Hirundinidae.
GCAUCUUAACCUGCAGCUUGUAAUGAUCUGCCACGAGUUAGGCACUGGGCAAGUACUGACAACAGGAAUACUGGAAAAACCUCAGACCUCUUCACAGCUGUGGGAAGCAGGUUUCCUUUUAGGAUCUUCUCUUGAAGCAUGGCAUACAUACUAAAGACACUCAACAGCUGGUUCUGGUGGGAGAAUAUCUGGAUGCCCAUCAACUGCACGUGGGCAGAUUUUGUAGACCGUGAUGGACUCGUCUUUCCCAAACCACAUCAGCUGUAUGCCACGAUCCCAUAUGCUUUUGUAUUGCUGGUCAUCCGAUUCUUCAGUGAAAGAUAUGUUGCUAUACCUCUAGCAAAAGCCUUGGGUAUAAAGAAUGUAAGACGUGUGAAGCCACAGCCUAAUCCUGUGUUAGAGAGUUAUUUCCGGGAGUGCUCAAGACAUCCGUCCCAAUCAGAGAUCAAAGGCCUUGCCAAAAAGUGCAACUGCACCGUUCACUUGGUGGAGAAAUGGUUCAGGAGACGGCGAAACCUUGAGAUCCCAACAGUGCUCCAGAAAUUCCAGGAAGCUUUCUGGAGAUUUUCAUUCUAUCUGACAUCCUCCAUUGUUGGAUUUAUAUUUCUGUAUGAUAAACCCUGGUUUUACGACAUAUGGCAGACGUGGGUUGGUUAUCCGUUUCAGACCUUGCUGCCAUCCCAGUACUGGUACUACAUGGCUGAGAUCGGGUUUUACUGGUCUCUCAUAUUUACCCUGGGGAUUGACAUCAAACGGAAGGAUUUUAUGGCUCACGUCGUUCAUCACCUGGCAGCCAUCGGGUUGAUGAGCGGCUCUUGGUGCGGCAAUUACGUGCGGCUUGGCACUCUGGUGAUCUUCGUGCACGACACUGCAGAUUUCUGGCUCGAGGCAGCCAAAAUGUUUAAUUAUGCUCGCUGGGAGAAAACCUGCAACAUGCUGUUUAUCAUCUUUUCUAUCUCAUUCUUCAUCACCAGGAUGAUCCUGUUUCCCUUCUGGAUUCUUCGUGCCACACUAUAUCAGCCUACUUACUACUCCACAACUCCUGUCAUAGCAUAUUUUUUAUUCAACGGGAUGCUAUUAACCCUCCAAGGCUUGCAUUUAUAUUGGGGUUACUUAAUUUUCAGGAUUUUGAAGAGAUUCGUUUUCCUAAAGGACUUGAAAGAUGAUCGGAGUGAUGAAGAGGAGGAAGAUUCUGUUACAGACACGGAAGAGGAGUCCACAAAGAGCGGCAACAAGAACAGCAGUGGGUCAAGCAAACACCUCCUAAGCAGCAGCCACCACUAGCCCCGUCCUGCCUCACCUCCUGCAGUGAUUCCUGCUCCGGUUUUUGCCCAACCUACAGGACAGCACUGAAGUCAAAAGGCUUGUGAGAGACUGUGAUUGAUUUAUAGUUGGCUACUGGACCUGGAAAAAAGCCCAGUUUAGAGGGGAGGGAGAAAUUGCAUAACAUGACAAAAUGUGUUAAUGACCCACUUUCGGAAUCGUUGUGCAGUGCGUGGAAAGAUGUUUGGACUUGCUGACUGACAGUGCUCCACAAGGGCAAAGCUCAAGAGAGUCAAGUAAUUUAGUGUCCCGUUGAUUCUAAUGUUGUUUUUCAAUCUGAUAUAAGAAAUAUUUCUUCAAACAAUUUAAAUCACAGAUGUUUUGUGGUAGGUAGUAUGAACUCCCUUGGGAACCAGAAUUACUCAAUGUGGGAAAAAUUUGACAGUGCUGAACAGUGAUUGGCAUUUUAUCUCUACUUUUCAGCUUAAACCCUCAUCAAAAUGGGUAUUUUUCUGAGUUAUAUUUCAUUUCCUGGAGGCCAGAGGAAACAAACAUGGAGGAAUUCAAAUUACAUGUCUGUGAAGGGUUGGCUUCAGUAUAGAAAUAUAGUCCUUCUCUGAAGUGAUAAAUAGCUGAAAUAUCGUGUCAAGGCAAUCACUGUUAAAACAGCAAAACUCAGCCCCAAUUCUCCACUGAGCUCCAGACUUCUCAAAUGUCUUUCAGUCAUUUUGGCCCAGUGUUAGACCAGAAGGUGCAGUGGGGAGAGAAGAGGGGAAAUGGGAAAUUGGGUCUUUUCACAGGUUCUUGUGCACUUAUCUGUCUUCAAAACUGCCAAACACCCUCUGCUCCUCGCUCAUCUUCAGACCAGAACGUUAAAACCAAAUCUCAUCCAUUGCCUUCUCAUGACCUUGUCUCACAGCUUUGGAUCCUGCCUUCUCUGGAGCGAGGCCACCAAGUUCUGAUUUGUAGUUCUGGAGCGUUCACUGAGGAGCACAGUGAGGACUGGCACAGAAUGUCACCCUGUCACUGCUGUGGGUCCCUUUGGUACCAGGAGCUGUAUUUCCAUCUCUGCUCUUGUAUAACAUGGGGAAUCACAUCAGCUAGACCCAAACUUGGAUGUGACUUCAGCCCCAUGCUGUUGUUUAUGCUGUAACCAAUAAGCAACAGUGCCUCUUACCCAAAGUGCCCCUAUCCUAAAUUUGCUCUUCUCUUCUAGCACAAGUGAGGCUGCAGCAGCAUUUUCAGUCCUGGAGCUCUCCAUGGAGAGCCCAGGCCUUGUAAACAGGGUGGUGCCAGUCCCAUUUCCCUCUGCAUUAGCUCAUGGGGUCAUAAAGGAUUUGUGUCGUAAGUUUGGGAGGCGAGAGGCUCUGCAUGUGGUUCUACAGUAGCUGAGAUCAUCUGGGGAGCUAAAUCCAGUAGCUUGAUAGAGGCCAGGGGACCCCUCCUAGAGCAGCCUUCAGAACGGCUCCGUUCCCCUCCGGCUGCUCCGGCAGGAAUUGGUGACCUACGGGAAGCGUUACAGGCCUGACUUGUUUUCCCAAGAUUUCCUUGGCAAGUGGGAUGUAAUUCAGCAACUGAAACAUUGAAAGAAUGGGAAAUGUUUGGGAUCUCAGAUAUGAAGAAAGAAGUGGGUUUCAUGCAGUUACAAGAAGCUGUAGCAGGGCUUUGUUACAGAGGCUUUUUUUAUGGUGUCUAAUUUUUUAUUUGUGUUUUAGACCCAAAUGUGCAUGUUUAAAGGGAAUUACACUGAGGAAGGAGCAUGGCCUACAGUUUGUGAGAAGGAAGGGGGAUGUGUGGUGGUGGAAAAGGAUCCCUGUCCCAGUGUUUGUGGUGCCACUUGGGCUGAGUGGGCAGAACCCCCUCAGCAGCGUUUGGCCACCAGUGCCCUUCCUGCACGGAUGAGGAGAACACCUUAAAUACUGCAGGGGGGAGUAUGGGGAGUGUAAGCACUGAUGGCAACGUGUAAAGCAACUGGAGAGUUUGGCAGGGGCACAGUUCUUAUCGGGGCCCGUUUAUUGCCUGCAUGAAAAACACUUUCCUAACAAAACGUGGAAACCAGGCGUCUUGGAGGAUUUACACUCCCUUGGGAGAGACAACGGUGCUUUCUUCGAGAUGUAGCAGGAUUUUGGGAGGUGGCCAGGGUAUUAUCAUUUGAUUUUGGUGCCAGAAGCUUUCCUCCUAUGACUAGAAAAGGAAUUUAGGAAAGGAAACACAAAGAAUGAUGUUGUCACAGGAGCCUCUGAACAACUACUGAUUUUUAAACUGGAAUUUAUAGUCUCCUUGAGGCCAAAACUUGCCUUUCCUACUCAGGACAAGUCUCCCACUGAAGCCAAUUAACUCUAUUGGAGCCUUGCCUAGGAAAAAUUUUGGAUUGCAGUUAUCCAACCUAAUUGCAAGAACUGUUGUUCUAAGCUGAUGUGAAACUGAGAUCUUAAGGGAAGAACAAAAGGUAGACAAAUACACUCAGGUAUAAAGCUUUGAGGCAAGUUUUGGGUGAGUACAGAAGAAUAUGGAAGGAAGUAACAUCCUGAAGGUGAAGAUUAAGUCUGGGCACAGUAAACAACCAAAUAACAGCGCAGUGGGAGGGGGUGGAAGGCAGGCAGGCCAUGGAGGGCCCUUUCCAGGGAUUGCUGUCAUGGGCAACCAAAGGGAUUGGACCUAAAAAUUCUGACUGCAAUAAAUACCCACAGCACAGAAAGAAGUGAGAAUGGGCUGUCGGAGUGUCCCCUGUUAACAUCACAUCGAUCAUUCCUAGAGUUAUGUGCAUUUAAUUUCUCCCUUUUUACUGAUGUGAACUCCAAAACAAAAAGCUGAAGUCAUGGGGGCACAAUUUCUGCUAAAGAAAUUUAUGUCAUGGUGCUUCAAGAUUUUCAGUCUAUUCAACGCAGUGCAAUGAAGAUUCAAUCUUUUUAUAAUCUUCUUGUGCUAAGAGUCUCGAAGUGCAGGUUCAGAAUAGCUGUAGGUGUGUAUGGGAGCACAGAGAGACUCUAGCAUUUUCUUUUUAGCAUUUCACAAAGCAUGUCCUGGUUCAAUGAGUUGACACUCUGCAUCUGGCUUUGCUGUGUCAUUUUGACUGCGCCAAAAUAUUUCUGAUAGAGUUGUAGACUGAAAAUCAAAUCUUAGUCCGUAAGACUCAGGGGAAACUCUUCUGUUCCAUUUAAUUUCUCUGGAUUUGGUUCAGGUAUUCCUGUCUGUGUGCACUCUGCUUCCUCCAUACUUGUGUUAGAUUUACCAGCCUGCUCUGGAUUGGGUUUACAGAUCUCCUUUACUCCACAGAACACAUUUUGUUAAUUCAUGCUAUUUGGUAUAAU